AUGUCCCAGAGAUAUGGAUCCAGCAAGAAUUUCUCUUCCUCCCGCAGUGGAGGAGGAGGGAGUUCAUCCAUCAGAAUCUCCAGCAGUAGAGGCUCUAGCUAUGGGGGUGGUUCUGUGGGUGGAAGAUUUAUUUCAAGUGGGGGCUCUAGCUAUGGCAGUUGCUCAAGAGGGGGCUAUGGAGGUGGCUCACUAGGAGGCUUUGGAGGAGGCUUUGGUGGUGGCAGCUGUGGUGGAGGCAGUUUUGGUGGUGGUUAUGGUGGUGGCAGCUAUGGUGGUGGGAGCUAUGGUGGAGGAAGCUUUGGUGGGGGAAACUUUGGGGGAGGAAGCUUUGGGGGAGGAAGCUUUGGGGGAUUCCUUGGUGGAAGCUUUGGUGGAGGUGAUGGGGGCCUCCUCUCAGGGAAUGAGAAGGUCACCAUGCAGAACCUGAAUGACCGCCUGGCAUCCUACCUGGACAAAGUAAAAGCUCUAGAGGAAUCUAACUAUGAGCUAGAGCAAAAAAUCAAGGAAUGGUAUGAGAAAAAUGGCAACUCAAGACAGAGAGAACCUCGUGACUACAGUCAUUAUUAUGAUACCAUUGCAGAUCUUAAAAAUCAGAUCCUGAAUCUAACUACUGACAAUGCCAAUGUGCUACUGCAAAUUGACAAUGCCAGGCUGGCUGCUGAUGACUUCAGACUGAAGUAUGAAAAUGAGGUGGUCCUGCGUCAAAGUGUAGAAGCUGACACUAAUGGCCUACGCAGAGUCCUGGAUGAACUGACCUUGACCAAGACUGACCUAGAGAUGCAGCUUGAAGGCCUGAGUGAGGAGAUGGCCUUCCUCAAGAAGAACCAUGAGGAGGAAAUGAAAGACCUUCAGAAUGUGUCCACUGGUGAUGUAAAUGUAGAAAUGAAUGCUGCCCCAGGAGUGGAUCUGACUGAGAAUCUGAACCGAAUGAGAAACGAAUAUGAGCAACUGGCUGAAAAAAAUCGCAGAGAUGCUGAAGCCUGGUUCAAUGAAAAGAGCAAGGAGCUGACCACAGAGAUUGAUAGCAACGUUGAACAAAUGUCCAGUCACAAAUCCGAAAUCACCGAACUGAGACGUAAUGUUCAAGCUUUGGAGAUUGAACUGCAGUCACAACUGGCCCUGAAACAAUCCCUGGAAGCUUCCUUGGCAGAGACAGAAGGUCGUUACUGCUCACAGCUGUCACAAAUCCAGGUCCAAAUCACUGCCCUGGAAGAGCAAUUACAGCAGAUCAGGGCUGAAACAGAAUGCCAGAAUUCAGAAUACCAGAUGCUCCUUGACAUUAAGAUCCGCCUGGAGAAUGAAAUUCAGACCUACCGCAGCCUGCUAGAGGAAGGAGGUUCUUCUGGUGGCUCAUAUGGAGGUGGUAGCCGUGGAGGAAGCUCUGGUGGUGGAUAUGGAGGAAGUUCUGGUGGCGGAUAUGGAGGGAGCUCUGGUGGUGGAGGAUAUGGUGGAAGCUCUGGUGGUGGCCAAGGAGGUGGUAGCUCCAGGGGCGGAUAUGAAGGAAGCUCUGGAGGCAGUGGAGAAUUCAAAAGUUCCGGCUCUAGAGGAGGUUCAAGUGGAAGACAAGGAGGAAGCACUGGAUCUGGUGGAGAAUCGCCAUCUAAAAGCAGCUCUGGAACAAGGUCAGCAGAAACCACCUGGGAUUCUAAUAGAACCCCUGUGAUCAAGACCAUCAUUGAGGAGGUUGCCCCUGAUGGCAGAGUCCUUUCAUCCAGAGUGGAAUCAGAGAUGGAGAAGCACUACUAUUAA
Molecule: messenger RNA, 1749 nt
Organism: Gracilinanus agilis (Agile Gracile Mouse Opossum)
Lineage: Eukaryota; Metazoa; Chordata; Mammalia; Didelphimorphia; Didelphidae
Gene: KRT10
Product: keratin 10
Exons: 8
Coding region: 1-1749 (582 amino acids)
Cellular component (GO): keratin filament
Molecular function (GO): structural constituent of skin epidermis
Source: RefSeq, a predicted model, not a curated record